This is a messenger RNA of Nestor notabilis (Kea), 6942 nucleotides long. It is a transcript of the gene PTPRQ, whose product is annotated as protein tyrosine phosphatase, receptor type, Q. The record is from RefSeq and is a predicted model, not a curated record. The transcript is spliced from 45 exons. Gene Ontology annotation, biological process: protein dephosphorylation. NCBI's taxonomy places the organism in Eukaryota, Metazoa, Chordata, Aves, Psittaciformes, Psittacidae. The coding region runs from base 1 to 6942 and encodes 2313 amino acids. Gene Ontology annotation, molecular function: protein binding; protein tyrosine phosphatase activity.
AUGGUUGUUCUGGUUGUUUUGCUUUUGUUUUUUAUUGGAACUACAACAAUACAGGCUGAUUUUUCUAAUACUGUUCCUGGAACAACAUACAAUGUUACAGUUUCUACAGUUUCUUCUUCACUCUACAGUUCACCUGCAAGUAGAACAGUGACAACAAAUGUGACAAAUCCUGGGCCGCCUGUGUUCCUUGCAGGUGAAAGAGUGGGCUCUGCUGGGAUUCUGUUGUCAUGGAACACACCACUGCAUCCAAAUGGGAGAAUUCUCUCCUAUAUUGUUAAAUAUAAAGAGGUCUGCCCAUGGAUGCAAACAGCUUAUACACAAGUCACAACAAAGCCAGAUAGUUUGGAAGUUCUUCUUACCAGUCUUAACCCUGGAACAACUUACGAAAUUACGGUCGCUGCUGAGAACAGUGCUGGUGUUGGAGUAUUUAGUGAUCCUUUUCUUUUUCAGACUGCAGAAAGUGCUCCAGGUAAAGUAGUGAAUCUCACAGUUGAAGCCUUAAAUUAUUCAGCUGUAAAUCUGAUCUGGUUUCUUCCUCGGCAACCAAAUGGAAAGAUAACUAGUUUCAAGAUUAGUGUGAAACAUGCAAGAAGUGGAAUUGUAGUGAAAGAUGUCUUGGUUAAAGUGGAGGACCUUCUGUCUGGGAGGUUACCAGAAUGUAAUGAUAACAGUGAAUCAUUUUUGUGGAGUACUACUACUCCUUCAACUACUUUUGGAAAAUCCACAAUUCCUUCACGGACUACAGUUAUACCAAGUACAGAGGCACCAAAUCAAAUGAGCUCUGUUUGGAAUGAACCAAUUAGUUUUGUUAUAACUAACCUCAGACCAUAUACCACCUAUCUUUUUGAAGUCUCUGCAGUUACCACUGAAGCAGGCUACAUUGACAGUGCAAUUGUCCGGACACCAGAAUCGGUUCCAGAAGAUCCACCACAAAAUAUUGCCAAGAGCAACAUUACAGCAAAGUCUUUCUCAGUGAUGUGGGACCCACCAACCAUAGUAACAGGGAAGUUUAGUUACAGAGCUGAGCUGUAUGGACCAUCUGGUCAUAUUCUGGAUAACAGCACAAAAGAUCAUAAGUUUGUAUUUAGUAACCUUGUGCCGUUUACAACAUAUGAUGUGUACAUCAGUGCUGAGACAAGUGCUGGGGUAGGCCCAAAGGCUAACCUUACAGUUUUCACUCCUGCAGAUGUCCCAGGUGCUGUAUCAGACUUACAUCUAGCAGAAGUGGAAGCCACAUACAUAAAAAUUGUUUGGAGGAAGCCACAACAACCAAAUGGGAUCAUUACCCAGUACAGAGUUAAGGUACACAUGCAGGAAACUGAGGUGACUCUGGAAAACACUAUUCUUGAAGGAAAAAAUAAGUAUUUGGUUGAUUCUUUGGAACCAUACAUGAUAAAUGAAAACAUCAAACCUUCUCCCACUUGGAGUUCAAUGGAAACAGCCAAUGAAUUAUAUGAAGGUUCAGCUGAAAUGUUUUCCAGCAUUCAGACAGCAUCCCCAGUCAUAUUUACAAGUGUAUCUGGUGAUAAUUUGCCCCCUAUAAACGGAGCUGCAGAACUACAUUCUGCUUUGGUAACUAUUUACCUUCAUGUAAUCACAGAUAACAUUUUGGCUGAAGAACUGUCAUAUGUUAUAAAAGGCCUUAUACCUUUCACAGACUACACUAUCAGUGUGUCUGCUUUCACGGCUGUUGGGGAAGGACCGCCAUCAGUUCUUAUGGUCAGGACACAUGAACAAGUUCCAAGCUCAGUACAAAAUAUAUCUUACAAGAAUAUUAGCUCCUCCUCUAUUUUGCUGUAUUGGGAUCCUCCAGCAAGUCCCAAUGGGAAGAUCAUUCAUUAUACUGUUUAUGCGAUGGAACUGGAUACAAAAAGAGCAUUCCACACAACAACUUCAAACAACAGCUUACUUAUGACAGGUUUAAAAAAAUACACGAAUUACAAAAUGAGAGUCGCAGCCUCUACCACAAUUGGAGAAAGUGCUUUGUCUGAAGAGAAUGAUGUUUUUGUGAGAACCCCUGAAGAUGAACCAGACUCCCCACCCCAAAAUGUAGAGUUAAUAAAUGUAACUGCAACACAAAUAAAUCUGAGAUGGUUACCACCUGAGCAGCCUAAUGGUCUCAUAACUCACUAUGAAGUUCUGUACAGUGAUUCCAAUGAUCUGUUUAUUAAAAAUGCAUCAUUUACAAGUAUAUCACUAAGUGAAAUGAAGCCAUAUACUCGCUACAACAUCUCUGUAAGGGCAUUCACUAGACUUGGCCAUGGGAAUCAGUCAUCUUUCCCAUUUCUGGUGAGAACUUCUGAAACUGUUCCUGAUUCUGCACCAGAAAAUAUAACCUAUAGGAACAUCUCAUCCAUGGAAAUUGAAUUAUCAUUUUUUCCACCAUCUGUUCCCAAUGGAAUCGUACAGACCUACACAAUAUAUCUCAGGAGGACUAAUGGAACCGAGCAAAGAAUCAUAAACACUACUCUUUUGACACUACAUAUAACAGAUUUAAAGAAAUAUACAGAAUACACUGUACAAGUGUCUGCUAGUACUGCAGUGGGGGAGGGCCUUCGUAGUUCACCUCUGCAUAUACUGACAGAUGAAGAUGCUCCGAGUUCUCCUCCAGAAUCCCUCUCCGUAAAACAGUUGUCGGGUGUCACUGUGAAGUUGUCAUGGAAACCUCCACUGGAGCCAAAUGGAAUUAUCCUCUAUUACACAGUUUAUGUCUGGAAUAAGAUGUCAAAAAGGAGUGUUAAUGUAACAGAAACAUCACUGCAGUUCAUAGACUUGGAAUAUAACUAUGAGUAUAGUGCUUACCUAACAGCAAGUACAAGAUUUGGAGAUGGGAACAUAAAAAGUGAUACUAUAACAUUCAGAACUUCUGAGGGAGCACCAAGUGAUCCACCAAAAGAUGUUGUGUACAGGAACCUUACUUCCACAUCAGUAAUGCUAUUCUGGUCUCCUCCUCAAAAGCCUAAUGGAAAUAUACUGUACUACUCAGUUUAUUUCAAAAAUAGUUCAGGAAUAUUCAUACAGAAUUUCACAAGUUAUGGUAACAACAGCGAUGGCAGUAUGUCCCAGUCUGCAGUUCUGGAUGACUUGGCAAAAUACAGCCAUUAUACUCUAUGGUUAACUGCAAGCACAGCUUUUGGAGAUGGAGACAAAACCAGUGAAGUAAUAGACGUGUAUACAGAUCAGGACAUCCCAGAUGGUUUUGUUGAAAAUCUGGUCUAUCAAAACAUUUCCUCAUCUUCUGUAAAUGUAAGCUGGCUUCCACCAUCCCAGCCAAAUGGCUUAGUCUUCUUUCAUGUUUCUCUAAGUUUAUUGCAACUGGGAACCAGUAAGGUAUUGUCUUUCGUUACUUACAACACAAGCAUCGUUUUUGACAAUCUGGAGAAAUAUACUGAUUACAUUCUGAAAAUCACACCAGCCACUGAUAAAGGAUCUUCUGAACUGCAUGCUCUAAGUUUGCAUAUAAGAACUGAUGAAGAUGUUCCAGAAUCAGCACCUAUAAUCAAAACAUUUUCAAACCUCUCAACUACCUCAGUAAUGCUUUCAUGGGACCCUCCUGUUAAGCCAAGUGGUAUUAUAAUAAGUUAUGAUUUAAAUUUAUUUGGGCCAGAAAGGAAUAACUCAUUCUCUACCACCAAUAACUUUAUCAUCUUGGAAGACCUUCUACCAUUCACAUUAUACAACAUUUAUGCAGCUGCAAGAACAAUAAAAGGCCCUGGUCCAUUUGCUGUGCUUCAGUUUUACACAGAUGAGUCAGUGCCAUUAGCUCCACCCCAGAAUUUGACCAUUACCAACUACACUGCAGAUUCUGUGUGGCUAAAGUGGGAUCCAAGUCCCCAGGCAAAUGGUGCUAUAAUGAGCUAUAAUUUUAAGAUUUAUCAAAACAACACUGAAAAACUAUUUUAUCGGAAUAUUUCAGGUUCAAACCAUGAGGCAAACCUUGUUGGAUUAGAACCAUUCAGCCCCUAUUUGAUCAGCAUCUCUGCAUUUACCAAGCUUGGGAAUGGCAAUCAGUUCAGUAAUGCUGUCCAGUUUACAACAAUGGAAUCAGUACCAGAUGCUGUCCAGAAUGUUCAUUGUAUUGCAACAAGUUGGCAAUCGAUCCUAGUGCAGUGGGACCCUCCUGCUUCAUCCAAUGGUGUAAUUACUCAUUACAUCAUAACAGUUGAAGGAAAUUCUACAAAUUUUUCAUUUUAUAAUACACUGCAUACUUUCAGAAAUCUGCCUUCCAAUAUUACCUAUCAAUUUAAAAUAAAAGCUGCAACAUCUGCUGGUGGUGGUGAAGAACAGGUCUGCAACGCUACUACACUUCCAGAAAAAGUUCCUAGUGCUCCCAGGGAUAUUGUUUUUUCCAAUGUGCAGUCAACAAGUGUGACCUUGAAUUGGAGAUCACCAAAAUCUAUCCUUGGAUACUUUCAAAACUACAAGAUUACCGCACAGCUACAGUCCAUCCACUGCAGUGACUGGGAAGCUAAGGAAUGUAUUGAAUAUGAAAUGCAUCAAUAUUUAUAUGAAAAUGUGGUGGAUGACCAGAUAGAAGAGACAGUGUAUGGGCUGAAGAAAUACAGAUGGUACAGAUUUGCAGUUUCUGCCAGUACAAAUGUUGGUUAUGGCAGUUCCUCACCUUGGAUUUCUACGCAAACACUUCCUGGCUCUCCAGACUGUCCUCCAGAAAAUGUGACUGCUUUAGCCACAUCUCCUCACAGUAUUAAUAUCACCUGGAAUGAACCUGUCAUCAUUACUGGACCAACUUGCUACCUCAUAGACAUUACCUCAGUAGAUAACAACAAUUAUAAAGCUCAAUUUAUGAAGACAAAUGAUGAGAGUAAAGUCUUAGAAAUUUCUGAUUUAAAAGCAUUUACAAGAUAUUCUGUAGUAAUCAUAGCCUUUACGGGGGAUGUUAAUGCUGCACUCCUUGAAGGCAAGGCUAGUUCUCCAGUAAUUGUCUCCACAUUUGAAGCAGUGCCUGAAGAUCCACCUAACAACGUAACAUUUCAGAAGAUACCAGAUGAAGUAACAAAGUUCCAAGUAACAUUUGUGCCACCAUCUGAACCAAAUGGAAAUAUUCAGGUGUAUCAAGCUAUGGUUUACAAUGAAGAUGACCCUGCUGCCAUACAGAUCCACAACCUUAGUGUCAUUGAUAAAACAGAUCAGUCAGUCACUGCCAUGAUAGAAGGACUAAAAGGAGGGCAUACCUACAAUGUCAGCGUGUAUGCAAUUAAUGGCGCUGGUGCAGGGCCAAAAAUUCAACUGAAAAUAACCAUGGAUAUCAAAGAACCACCACGACCUAAAAAGAAACCAGCACCAGUUUAUGAUACCAAUGGGGCAUUACUAGUCACAGAUACAACAAUGACAAUCAGAAUGCCGAUAUGUUAUUACAGUGAUGAUCAUGGCCCUAUCAAGAAGAUUCAAGUUCUUGUUGUGGAAGCCGGAGCUCAGCAUGAUGGGAAUGUUACUAAGUGGUAUGAUGCCUACUUCAACAGACCAAGGCCAUAUUUUACAAAUGAAGGCUUUCCAAACCCACCAUGUAUAGAAGGAAAAGAAGAUCUGAGUGGCAAAGAAGAGAUAUAUGUUAUAGGUGCUGAUACUGCCUGUAUGAUACCAGGUAGUCAAGACAAAAUAUGUAAUGGCCCACUGAAACCAAGAAAGCAGUACCUAUUUAAGUUCAGAGCAACUAAUGUUAAAGGACAGUUUACAGAUUCUGACUAUUCUGACCCUGUCAAAACAUUAGGUGAAGGAACUUCAGGAAGAUCUGUAGAAGUUUUUCUCGCUGUUACUUUGUGUAUACUUUCAGUUGUUCUUUUUGUGGCUGCAGUAUAUACUUUUGCAAGAAUUCGGCAAAAGCAAAAAGAGGGAGGCACGUACUCCCCACGAGAUGCUGAAAUUAUUGACACUAAGUUCAAACUGGAUCAGUUGAUCACAGUGGCAGAUCUGGAGCUGAAGGAUGAGAGGUUUACACGGUUGCUUAGUUAUAGAAAAUCCCUCAAGCCAGUAAGCAAGAAAUCCUUCCUACAACACGUUGAAGAGCUUUGCACAAGCAACAACCUAAAGUUUCAGGAAGAAUUUUCGGAACUUCCCAAGUUUCUUGAAGACCUUGCUUCAACUGAUGCUGAUCUGCCUUGGAACAGGUCUAAGAAUCGUUUCCCAAACAUAAAGCCAUAUAAUAACAACAGAGUAAAGCUGAUGCCUGAUGCUGGUAUUCCUGGAUCUGACUACAUUAAUGCCAGCUAUGUGUCUGGUUAUUUAUGUCCAAAUGAGUUUAUUGCAACUCAGGGACCAUUACCAGGAACAGUGGGUGAUUUCUGGAGAAUGGUGUGGGAGACAAGAGCAAAAACGCUUGUGAUGCUUACACAAUGUUUUGAAAAAGGACGGAUAAGGUGUCAUCAGUACUGGCCAGAAGAUAAUAAGCCAGUGACUGUGUUUGGGGAUAUAGUGAUUACUAAGUUGAUGGAAGAUAUUCAAAUAGACUGGACCAUCAGAGAUCUAAAAAUUGAACGGCAUGGAGACUGCAUGAUGGUGCGGCAGUGUAACUUCACUUCUUGGCCAGAACAUGGAGUCCCUGAAACUUCUGCACCAAUUAUCCAUUUUGUAAAACUUAUCCGUGCAAGUCGAGCCCAUGAUAAUACACCGAUGGUGGUUCACUGCAGUGCUGGCGUUGGAAGAACAGGUGUUUAUAUUGCACUUGACCAUUUAACCCAACAUAUAAAUGACCAUGAUUUUGUGGAUAUCUAUGGACUUGUAGCUGAGUUAAGAAGUGAAAGAAUGUGUAUGGUACAGAAUCUGGCACAAUAUAUAUUUUUGCAUCAGUGUGUAUUGGAUCUGUUGACAAUCAAGGGAAGUAGUCAGCCCAUAUGUUUUGUAAAUUAUUCAGCACUGCAAAAGAUGGACUCUCUGGAUGCCAUGGAAGGUGAUGUGGAGCUUGAAUGGGAAGAAACUACCAUGUAA